UCAAUUCAGUAUCUUUUGGUUCUAAAAUUCGACACUCGAUAUCUACUCUGCAAACGACUGAGGCAUCCCGCAAUAUGAAGGUCUUACUUCUACUCUGCCUGGUUUCGACCAGUGCUCUGGUCCUUGCCAAACCUCUCGACACAUCGGACUUGGUGCAAUCAAGUGAUGAUUUGGUGCCCCUAGGCAAGGCCGCAGUUUCCGACGUGGAUGUGAAUAAAGCAGAUGAAGUUGACCAAGAUGUGGAAGUGGAAAUCGAUGGUGAACACGAGGAACCAGUGGCAGAAGAUGAAAACGAAGAUCAAGACCCAGAGGAUGCCGAUCAAGACGAAGAAGCAGACGAAAGUGAAGAUGAUGCUGAUCAAGCUUCUGAGGAAUCCGAUGAAGAGAGCUCUGAGGAGGACUCUAAUCAGGACGAGGAGUCAGAUGAUGUCGAAGAUGAUGGUGAUCAAGCUUCUCAAGAAUCCGAUGAAGAGAACUCCGAGGAGGAUUCUGAAGACGAACCCCAGGAUGACCACGCUCAGGAUCCACAACCACCACAAGAUUCGGAAAAACCACACCUCAGACAACCGGAGCAAGAUCAGCAGUCAUCACAAGAUCACCAAGAUAUUGACCGCGAACAAAAUGAUGAUAUCCUUGAAAACGAGCAUGAACGACAUGAUCACGAUAGCGAUGAACAUGAACAGAGGGGAGAUCAUUCCCAGGAUCACGUCGAACAUCGUCCCCAUGACGGAGAAGACUCCGAUACUGAGCAUGGCAUAAAAGAAGGUCAACAAUCGGUACAUCAUGCCGAUCAUGAUCAGGAUAAACAACGCCAACAGCACCAUCAUGGACACCCCGGUCAUGAGCAUCAGGAACGAGCACAAGAAUCUAAUCGAGGACCACAUCAUUGGCAACAUCGUUCUCAGAGAUCGCAGGAUCAGGAACAGAAACGAGGACCACAAGAACAACGACCCUCCCAGGGACCACAAGGCUCGGGACAAGGACCACAUGAACAAGAAGCUCCACAGGAACCACAAAAUCUAGAACAAGGGCCCCAAGGACAACACCCUCAUCAAGAACCGCAUCACCACGGACACGGACCUAAUGGACAACGCCCUCAUCAGGGACCGCAAAACUCAGAAGGACCUCAAGGGCAACGUCCUCCUCAAGGACCACAGAAUCCACAGAGCCCGGAACAAGGACCUGACGGACAAAGUCCACCUCAAGGACCUCAGAACCCCGGACAAGGACCCCAAGGACAACGUCCUCCACAAGGACCACAGAACCCAGGACAAGGACCUCAAGGACACCGUCCUCCACAAGGACCGCAGAACCCCGGACAAGGACCCAAUGGACAACGCCCUCCUCAGGGACCUCAGAACCCAGGACAAGGACCUCAAGGACAACGUCCUCCACAAGGACCGCAGAACCCCGGACAAGGACCCAAUGGACAACGCCCUCCUCAGGGACCUCAGAACCCAGGACAAGGACCUCAAGGACAACGUCCUCCACAAGGACCGCAGAACCCCGGACAAGGACCCAAUGGACAACGCCCUCCUCAGGGACCGCAGAACCCGGGUCAGGAUGACGAACACCAUGAAGUCCUAGAACAGGCUGGGGAAGGUCCAAGAGUUGCCAAUGUCAGUAUUAAUAUCGUUCAGUGAUAGCAGUGAUUGCAACGACUGAACCCAAAAUUACUGCAUGAAAUAAAAAAUCUUUUUUUUUCUUUAA
Messenger RNA from Aedes albopictus (Asian tiger mosquito), 1710 nucleotides. RefSeq lists its product as uncharacterized. Bases 75 to 1643 code for a protein of 522 amino acids. The record is from RefSeq and is a predicted model, not a curated record. Lineage: Eukaryota; Metazoa; Arthropoda; Insecta; Diptera; Culicidae. The transcript is spliced from 3 exons.